AUGGCUGACCGUGCCCCUACCCAGAGAGCUCCAAGACCCACCCCAACACCCACUACUACCAACAACGGCCCUACUUUUUUACGUAAACUCCAAGCCCAUAUUGGAUCAAACUCAAGCCAACUUGUUGGUUUCUUGACUCUUAUCAUCACUGGCUCCGUUCUCCUCCUCCUUACAGGGAUCACUGUGACAGGAGCAGUACUUGGGUUGAUCUUCUUCACUCCUUUGAUCAUCAUUUCAAGCCCUAUAUGGGUCCCUAUAGCCGCAGUCCUCUUCUUUGCUGUUGCUGGCUUCUUAUCUUUUUGCGGGUUCGGAUUGGCUCUUGUGGCUGGAUUGUCAUGGACAUAUAGGUAUUUUAGAGGGUUGAACCCACCUGGGUCGGACCAGUUCGAUUACGCUCGUAACAGAAUCUACGACACAGCGAGCCAUGUGAAGGACUAUGCUAGGGAAUAUGGAGGGUACUUGCAGAGCAAAGUGAAGGAUGCGGCUCCCGGUGCCUGA
Dovyalis caffra is the source of this 498-nucleotide messenger RNA. The record is from the annotation of a GenBank genome assembly. NCBI's taxonomy places the organism in Eukaryota, Viridiplantae, Streptophyta, Magnoliopsida, Malpighiales, Salicaceae.